Messenger RNA from Chaetomium fimeti, 450 nucleotides. RefSeq lists its product as uncharacterized. Lineage: Eukaryota; Fungi; Ascomycota; Sordariomycetes; Sordariales; Chaetomiaceae. Bases 1 to 450 code for a protein of 149 amino acids. The transcript is spliced from 3 exons. The record is from RefSeq and is a predicted model, not a curated record.
AUGGCCCUCCAACCCGUCAGGCUCCUCCGUCCUAGCGCGCUCAAGAUCGAUGCCGACACCCCAUGUGUCCUGGAGAUGCACGUACCCUUCGCCGUCCCCUCCAGCCUCGACCCGUCGUUGCCCGCGCCGCCCUACCACCCGGGCAACGUGACAGGUGACGACCUCCUCGACCUCCACGCUAUGCCCGUGUUACGGCGGCCGAUGGCCGAAAUUCACCCCGGGGGCCCCAAACUGCGCCUCGUGGCCGAGUUCGACGCAAGCGCCGUUGCCGAAAAGGAUAAUGGUUUAGAUCUUGCGGCGGGAUAUUGGAAGGAUACCCGCGGCAUCGAGCACCACGCGUCCAUCGACGCCUACGAGGAGGAUCCGGUAUCGGGCGAAGUCGUGAUUCUCCAAGGAUUCAUUUUAUCCCUCAUUCGCGGGAAGGAAAAGUACCAGGUACUGGGGUACUAG